AUGAGCUUGAUUACGGAGAUAGGAGGAUUGUCAUAUUUCCAAUUUAAUGUUGACUCACAGGAUGAGUUCAGUAAGAUCUCAACGUUGAUAUCGGGGCACUUGCUGGAACCGUACUCGAUUUAUGUAUACUGGUUUUUCUUAAAUACUUGGCCGCAAUAUUGCUAUAUAGUUAAAGAGUCUGCCGAGUCGCCAGAUAUAGUGGGGGUAAUAAUAUCUAAAGUGGAGCCACAUCGGGAUGUAAGAAUGAGAGGCUACAUUGGGAUGCUAGUGAUCGAUCCAGCCUACAGAGGACGAAAAAUCGCCACGCACUUGGUAAAGUUGACGGUGGAUAGGAUGGUCCAAUUGGAUGCAGUGGACGAGGUGAUGUUGGAGACUGAGGUAAUCAAUAAGGGUGCAUUAGGGUUGUAUGAGUCGCUUGGGUUUGUUAGGUCAAAGAGACUUUAUAGAUACUAUUUGAACACACAUGAUGCGUAUCGAUUGAUCUUACCGAUUUCUUCCAAGUCUGGCACCAGAAUAGCAUUUUUACCACCCAUUGAGGGUUCUGAAGCGAUGGCGGCGUGA
Molecule: messenger RNA, 561 nt
Organism: Debaryomyces fabryi
Lineage: Eukaryota; Fungi; Ascomycota; Pichiomycetes; Serinales; Debaryomycetaceae
Product: peptide alpha-N-acetyltransferase
Exons: 1
Coding region: 1-561 (186 amino acids)
Biological process (GO): N-terminal peptidyl-methionine acetylation
Cellular component (GO): NatC complex
Molecular function (GO): protein-N-terminal amino-acid acetyltransferase activity
Source: RefSeq, a predicted model, not a curated record